AUGGCCUCCGUCAACAAACGGUUGGGCGUCUCCGGUGAGCCGACCACCGAGCCAACCACACCGUUGGUUAUGAAGUACUACGACAAGGAUGCUAAGUCACGGCAAGAGAUCCGAAAUGCCCUUCGCAACAAUGAAUACCUGAAGAACUUGGAUGCCGUUCAGCUGCAGGAAAUCGUAUCCUGCAUGUACGAAUACAGUAUCAAGGAGGGCUGUUAUAUCAUUCGCGAGGGCGAAGAUGGAAAUCACCUCUAUGUUGCUGCCGGUAAGAGAGAACAGCGUCCUCUUCCAACAAUCUUAUUGUCUCGCUUGUAA
This is a messenger RNA of Dibothriocephalus latus, 312 nucleotides long. The record is from the annotation of a GenBank genome assembly. NCBI's taxonomy places the organism in Eukaryota, Metazoa, Platyhelminthes, Cestoda, Diphyllobothriidea, Diphyllobothriidae.